This is a messenger RNA of Salvia miltiorrhiza (redroot sage), 1819 nucleotides long. Its product is annotated as folate synthesis bifunctional protein, mitochondrial. Gene Ontology annotation, biological process: tetrahydrofolate biosynthetic process. The record is from RefSeq and is a predicted model, not a curated record. Gene Ontology annotation, molecular function: 2-amino-4-hydroxy-6-hydroxymethyldihydropteridine diphosphokinase activity; dihydropteroate synthase activity. NCBI's taxonomy places the organism in Eukaryota, Viridiplantae, Streptophyta, Magnoliopsida, Lamiales, Lamiaceae.
UUUCAAGAUUGCUGUUUUAUACAUUGUUAAAAUCGUACUUCAACUUCGUAAACCAGAGAUUCCAAAUCUUUAGGGAGUUAAAAUUAUUUGCACAAUUUCAGGUAGAUUAGCUAAAUUAAUGGAAAAUACAACAUUGGGACCUCGCUGAAUAGAGCAUUUCUUGGGAUGAAUAUUAUCAAACAGGUGGUGGCCGUCAAAUACGGUGGGAGAGCUGCUAAGACUUCAUUUGAAGCAGCAAGAUUGCGCCUAUUUCAUGAUGCUCCGGUGGAAGUGAACUCCGAGGAGCAGGAAGUUGUGAUUGCCCUAGGAAGCAAUGUGGGCGACAGGCUCCAUAAUUUUGAGGAGGCGUUGCAGCGGAUGAAGAAAUCAGACAUCCAGAUCACACGACAUGGCUGCUUGUACGAGACUGAACCUGCCUAUGUAACUGAUCAGCCUCGAUUCCUCAAUUCUGCUGUUAGAGCAACUACAAAGCUCGGCCCUCACAAGCUGCUGGCGACGCUCAAGGAGAUUGAGAGGGACUUGGGCCGAACUGCUGCCAUUAGGUACGGCCCUAGGCCUAUCGACUUAGACAUUCUGUUUUAUGGGAGUCGAACUGUCAACACCGAUACUCUUACCAUCCCACAUGAGAGAAUAUGGGAGAGGCCUUUUGUGAUGGCCCCUUUGAUUGAUCUGUUGGGAGUUCAACCAGACAACGAGACGGUUAAAUCUUGGCACACACUGUCGAGGCGUUCGGGUGGACUCUUUGAGGCGUGGGAGGAGCUGGGAGGCGAGUCACUCGUUGGGAAGGAUGGGAUGGAAAGAGUUUUGCCUGUUGGGAAUCGGUUGUGGAGUUGGUCUGCAAACACCUCUGUCAUGGGGGUUCUGAAUGUGACUCCUGAUAGUUUCAGCGAUGGGGGGAAGUUUCUAUCUCUCGAGUCAGCAGUUUCUCGGGUUCGAUCCAUGCUUCUAGAAGGUGCAGACAUAGUCGACUUAGGGGCACAAUCAACGCGCCCCAUGGCAUCUAAGCUGUCUCCCGAUCAAGAGCUGGAUAGACUGAUCCCCGUCUUGGAAGCUGUCAGAGAUAUGCCGGAGAUGGAGGGGAAGCUGAUAUCUGUCGACACUUUCCAUUCACAGGUCGCGUUGGAGGCGGUCAGCAAGGGCGCUCAUCUUGUCAACGAUGUGUCUGGUGGAAAGCUGGACGCGAAGAUGCAUGACGUGGUGGCUGCCCUUAGAACUCCUUACAUCGCGAUGCACAUGAGAGGCGAUCCAUCCACAAUGCAGAAUCGAGAGAAUCUAGCGUAUGAUGAUGUGUGUGGCGAUGUGGCAGCCGAGCUUUGCACGAGGGUUAGAGAUGCCGAGCUAUCUGGUAUUCCGGCAUGGAAGAUGAUCAUAGAUCCGGGAAUUGGAUUCUCCAAGAAUACUGAACAAAAUUUGGACAUUCUCAUGGGGUUGCCGGCCAUUCGGUCUGAGAUUGGUAAGAAGAGCUUAGCGGUGGCCCACGCCCCGUUGCUAGUAGGGCCUUCGAGGAAGAGGUUCUUGGGUGAGAUCUGUGGUCGGCCCAUUGCAGGCGAACGAGAUCCAGCCACUGUUGCCGCUGUCACGGCUGCGGUUCUGGGUGGAGCAAAUAUAGUGAGAGUGCAUAAUGUGAGAGAUAACAGAGAUGCUGUCAAACUCUGUGAUGCCAUGCUGAAUAGGAGAGGUUCUUGAAACCAUGCUGCUCACUUUCCCCCCCUUUUUUUUCCAUUUCAGUUCACAUUGACAAAUGCUUUUGUAGACACAACAACAACUGUAUUAAAAUUUUGUAUGCAAGAGAAAUGAGCAGCUGCAAGAUGAUGUUUCA